AUUUUAAUUGCUGCUAAAAGUAUUUCUGAUUGUCUAUUUAUGAAUGUCAAGCUUAUUAAUGUAGAAUCAGAUCACAGAGUUCAGCUUGUACUUACAUGUGUUCAGGUUCUGUGCUUUUUAUUCAACUGUGCCUUCUGUCAUGGCUUGGAUGGCUUAUAUUUCCCACUGGUUUGAUGAAGAUGAUUGGUAUGAAGGACAACAACGAGCAAAAAUGUCGCAGGUGAAACAAGUGGGACUUUUAGCUGCUGGAUGUCAGCCAUGGAACAAGGAUGUGUGUGCUGCCAGUGGGGACAGAUUUGCCUACUGUGCUACCCUUGCUAUUUAUAUUUAUCAGCUGGAUCACCGGUACAAUGAAUUCAAGCUGCGGGCAAUUAUGUCUGAGCAUAAGAAGACGAUCACAGCCAUCUCGUGGUGUCCCCACAACCCUGACGUGUUUGCAAGUGCCAGUGCAGACAGCUUAGUGAUUAUCUGGAAUGUGCCUGAGCAGAAAGUCGUGGCCAGGCUGGACAAUACAAAAGGAAUCCCUGCCUCCCUGAGCUGGUGCUGGAAUGCCGGGGACACGGUGGCCUUUGUGUCCCACAGAGGUCCCUUGUACAUUUGGACAAUCUCAGGACCCGACAGUGGGGUGAUGGUGCACAGGGAAGCACAUAGUUUCUUGUCAGAUAUCAGUCUCUUUCGGUGGCAUCCAAAGAAAAAAGGAAAAGUAGUGUUUGGACAUACUGAUGGGAGCCUGUCUGUUUUUCAGCCAGGUUCUAAAAAUCAGAAACACGUCUUAAGACCAGAGUCCCUGGAAGGAACGGAUGAAGAGGACCCAGUUACGGCGCUGGAGUGGGACCCUUUGUCAACAGAUUACCUUCUGGUGGCGAAUCUACACAACGGCAUUCGCCUGGUGGAUUCUGAAUCUCUCUCCUGUAUCACAACCUUUAGUUUUCCCAGCGCGGCGGCGUCCGUUCAGUGUUUGGCCUGGGUUUCUAGUGCACCCGGGAUGUUUGUGACUGGAGAUUCUCAGGUUGGAGUGUUACGUUUUUGGAAUGUUUCCCGUACAACACCUAUAGAUAAUUUUAAAUUGAAGAAAACUGGUUUCCAUGGUUUGCACGUGCUGAGUUCCCCUCCAAAGAAAAAGCCAUGUUCAUCCCAGUAUCCUACGAAAAAUCACCAUACGUCCUCAACCAGCGAGGCUGUUCCUCCUCCAACUUUAACCCAAAACCAAGCGUUUUCCCUCCCUCCUGGUCAUGCCGUCUGCUGCUUCAUGGAUGGUGGAGUGGGCCUUUAUGACAUGGGAGCCAAAAAGUGGGAUUUCCUGAGAGAUCUGGGACAUGUUGAGACCAUCUUUGAUUGCAAAUUCAAACCUGAUAACCCUGAUCUUCUUGCUACAGCUUCAUUUGAUGGCACAAUAAAAGUUUGGGACAUAAAUACUUUAACAGCGGUUUACACAUCUCCUGGUAAUGAGGGGGUUAUUUAUUCCCUUUCUUGGGCUCCAGGAGAUCUGAACUGCAUCGCAGGGGCGACAUCCCGGAACGGUGCCUUCAUCUGGGACGUCCCGAAAGGCAAAAUGAUAACCAGGUUCAGUGAGCAUGGAAAGAAUGGAAUCUUCUGCAUUGCCUGGAGUCAUAAAGAUUCCAAAAGAAUAGCAACCUGCAGCAGUGAUGGAUUUUGUAUCGUUCGGACCAUUGACGGCAAGGUCCUUCACAAGUACAAACAUCCAGCUGCUGUGUUUGGCUGUGACUGGAGUCAAAACAACAAGUAA
Messenger RNA from Calidris pugnax (ruff), 1747 nucleotides. RefSeq names its product WD repeat-containing protein 17-like. Gene Ontology annotation, molecular function: protein binding. The record is from RefSeq and is a predicted model, not a curated record. NCBI's taxonomy places the organism in Eukaryota, Metazoa, Chordata, Aves, Charadriiformes, Scolopacidae. The coding region runs from base 140 to 1747 and encodes 535 amino acids. The transcript has 11 exons.